GGGGCGCUCUGCCGUGCUCGGUUGCAGGACGCAGGAGACAGUCGCUCUCCAAGGUGCUGAAAGUCAGAGCUCAACCCUCCUCGGUCUCGUCUGCUGACGACGAACGCGCGGUGAGCGGCUCCGGCGCCUGAUGGUCUGAUGUUAUAUACUCCUCAACUUCUACCCGUCGGGAUCUAAACAACAACAAAAAAAAAAAAUACAGAAAAAAGAAGAAGCACGCAACCUUCAUUUUUCACGCAACCGCUGGAUGUAUUGGCUCCGCGCGCACGCCAUGCGCACCGACACUGCCCGCCGCUGUCCAACAUCCACCUGCAUCGUUGGGAAAUAUUUGAAUUGACUCCGGAUUCUCAGGGAAAAACCACAGAGGAUUUUUCUUGCCGGUUUUCUUCUUCUUCCACUCUCUCUCUCUCUCUCUCUCUCUCUCUCCCUCUCUCCCUCUCUCUCCCUCCCUCUCUCUCUCUGCGCACCCGCGUGCCUUUUUACGUGGACUGUGAUAUUGUCUCGAAAAAGGUGAGUCCGAUGAGGACAAUCAUGAAGCAGAGCCACUUUUACACGGAUACCGUUUCCUUUGCACUGGAGGUGGGGGGUGCAUAUCUCCAAAAGGCUGGCGUCUGAUCGCUUUCAAACCCGUCGUCACGGCCGAGGGGGAGGAUUAGAGAAUUUCUGUGUGUGUGGAGCCCGUGGUGAAUUUACCCAGUGGAUAAAGUGAAGUUUCCACCAAGCUAAAGACUGUGUGUGACCUGCUCUAGCCCCUCCGUGCUGGGCUCUCUGGCUUCGGCACUCGGCGGAUAUCGAGCGAUUCCCACGCGCCUGUUGAACAAGCCGCCCUGCCCGUCCUGCCUCUGGAGAUGGAUAAUGAACCCGAACGACCCCUCGGUUGCAGCAGCACAGGACACAGGGAAUAAAAGACACGGCCCGGGGGAAAAAGUACUUGUGCCGGUGACGCGUAAUAGUUGGUGAGGUUCCAUCACACCUUCUCUCUCCCUCUGCCCCGCUGCAGCCCCCCCCCCUUCUCCCCGGGCGGUGACGACGAUGGCGGCGACGAGCCGCAGGACGCGCGCGGAGCGGACACCGGCGGCCCGGAGGACGACGGCCCCACUGUCCCGCUGAAUGUGGACGACGACGACGUCGAAGCCGCCGCCGCGGCGGAGGAGGAGGAUGGGCGCCCCCCUGCCCCCGGCCGCCCUCGUCCUGCUGCUGGCCCUGAGCGGCGCGGCGCCGGCCGCGGUGGCGCACCCCGAGGAUUACGCGGCGGACGAGGCGGAGCGGACGGCCGGCGACGGCGUCGUGUUCGACGACUACCGGGGGAAGGGCUGCGUGGACGACAGCGGCUUCGUGUACAAGCUCGGGGAGCGCUUCUACCCGGGACACUCGAACUGCCCGUGCGAGUGCACGGAGGACGGGCCCGUGUGCGACCAGCCCGAGUGCCCCAAGCUCCAUCCCAAGUGCACCAAAGUGGAGCACAACGGAUGCUGCCCCGAGUGCAAGGAGGUCAAAAACUUUUGCGAGUACCGGGGGAAAGCGUAUAAAAUACUGCAAGAAUUCAAGCCGUCACCCUGCGAAUGGUGCCGCUGCGAACCAAAUAACGAGGUGCACUGUGUGGUGUCCGACUGCGCCGUCCCAGAGUGCGUCAACCCCGUGUACGAGCCGGAGCAAUGCUGCCCCAUCUGUAAAAACGGUCCAAAUUGCUUUGCUGGAACUACGAUCAUCCCAGCCGGAAUUGAAGUGAAGGUGGACGAGUGCACCAUCUGCCGCUGCCACAACGGGGACUGGUGGAAGCCGGCGCAGUGCUUGAGGCGGGAGUGCCUCAACGGCCAGUCGUUGUCAUAGAGAGACCCCACCGGGGACGGUGGAAAAGCUCAGGCAAGGCCCUGCCUACUACUGCACCGUUUUGUAUGAUUGACAGGGCAGGAGCACAAUUCCCCAGUCACCUGAGACAGCAUUCUAUCACAGGCUUCACACAAAUAACAAAAUCGGCCACUGAGGGGGGAAAAAAAAGACUUGGAACUCGUCUCGUGGCCCCUCCACCCUCCAGUUUUAAUCGUCCUAUAUAUUUUCAGAAGUUGACUCGCUUGACUUGCUGCUCUCACACAAGAAAUUGUUCUUGGAACUCUUUCCUAACCAGUGGCAAUGUUGAAUUGCUCAUGCUGAUUCCGGUGUGUACGUCAUCUGCUUGUCUGUCUGUCUGUCUGUCUGUCUGUCUGUCACAAUCAUGCAGGUGUUGUAAAAUUCCAACAGCUGGAAAAACCAACCGUAAGCACACUUAACUGCGCUUUCUUUUCUUUCUUUCUAUUUUCGUGAUGAGGUUCGACAUCGGGGAAAGCACUACAACCACGUGUUUGAGUCCACAAUUUCACUCUUAAGAGCUUGUUUACAAAAUGCACGUCACACUAAUGUUCGUCGUCAUGACGUUUUAUCACUAUGGCAGUAAGUCACCUUAGAGACUCAGUUAAGUUGAUGGUACUCUCAUUUUUAUAUACGACUUAUAAAACCACCAGUGAUUUUAUUGAUCGUCACACCGCGGCUUUGAGUCCUGUCUCUCUAUAGCAGCAGCGCAGGCGAAGUGAGUUGGCACUGUAGAGUCAGCUGAAGGACGUGGGGAGAGGGCAGCCGGCGAGGAUGAAAAGCAGUUCUGAAAAUACUGAAGAGGGGCAGAUGCAAAAUCCUGCAACGCUGAAUCGAUACAUCAACUCUGGGCAGCCCCCUUCCAGCUUAAUUGUGGUUAUUGUUUUCUCUCAGAGGCCCAUAUUCUCCAAAAUAUUCCCACUAACUAACUGCUUGAACUUGUUAUCAAAGCAAUUAGCGAGCCGAGAGCGGCCCGCUUCAAUUUCCCUUAAUCAAGGAGUAUUCUGCGAUAAAUCAUCCAGCUGGGUGCCUGGCGCUGCCGCAGCCUCGCAGGCUGGGUAACUCUCGACGUGCAGCAGCCAGACAAAAGGGGGGAAUCUGAAUUUGUCUAAACGCUUUUAAGUAGCGUUCGCAUUGUCUGUGCGGGCGCACACAGGCACCCAAUUCAUCCACCUUCACACAGGCACAGUAUGUUGAUCUGCACCCAGUGAAGCACUUAAACCUAUAAGGCUUGUUAAGAUACAACGCAGUUACAUUAUCCCACUGCUGUAGAUCACCUAAUCAAUUUUCAGUUCCUCCCCGAUAUAUAAAAUAGACCAGCUCCUCCAGUGUGGUGCGGCCACGGCCAGGGCUUAGUUAAUAUGUCGUUUUGAUUUC
Scophthalmus maximus (turbot) is the source of this 3222-nucleotide messenger RNA. RefSeq names its product von Willebrand factor C domain containing 2 like (gene vwc2l). Lineage: Eukaryota; Metazoa; Chordata; Actinopteri; Pleuronectiformes; Scophthalmidae. Gene Ontology annotation, molecular function: protein binding. Gene Ontology annotation, biological process: negative regulation of BMP signaling pathway. Gene Ontology annotation, cellular component: AMPA glutamate receptor complex. The record is from RefSeq and is a predicted model, not a curated record. Bases 1111 to 1830 code for a protein of 239 amino acids. The transcript is spliced from 4 exons.